AUGUUUAACAAAGACAAAUUUAUUAAGUGUAUACAAGACCAUCCCUCGAUAUGGAAAAGGGGUUGUAAAGAGUACACUGAUCGUAAUUUAAAGGAAGACAGUUGGAUUGCUAUAGGAGAAAUAAUGUUCGACGCAUGGGAUGAAAUAUCAGAUGAAGAAAAGCAAGAACAAGUGAAAGAGAUGAAAACUAAAUGGAGACAUAUGAGGGAUAGUUUCGGUAAAUACAUGAAUCAGGUAAAUAAUGGAGAUCCGGUUGUAAAGAAGAAGAAGUAUAUGUACGCCGACGCACUAUCGUUCUUACUUCAAUCGUUAAACAGAAGAAGGAAGUCGGGAAAGGCUACUCAUCAAAACCAAGAAGACGACGGGACCCAAUUCUCUUAUGAAAAUGAUGAAGUCAGUGGAACUGACGAGGAUAUAGUAGAGACUGUGUUACUUACCGGUGCUAAAACAUCGGUUUUAAAAAAAGACAUUGUUGGAACCUCACAAACUUUAAACGAUCUUGAGCGCAAACCUCUGGAAAAAUUUAACAGUCGAAGUACUGAAGAAGAAGACUCGGAUAAGUUAUUUUUAAUGUCUUUACUUGGAGACAUUAAGAAAUUAAGUGACGAUGAAAAACUAGAUUUCCGAUUUCAUACCCUUCAAUUUUUCCGUGACAUCCAACGCAAACGGAAGACUCUGUGA
Anoplophora glabripennis (Asian longhorned beetle) is the source of this 681-nucleotide messenger RNA. RefSeq lists its product as uncharacterized. NCBI's taxonomy places the organism in Eukaryota, Metazoa, Arthropoda, Insecta, Coleoptera, Cerambycidae. The transcript has 2 exons. The record is from RefSeq and is a predicted model, not a curated record. Gene Ontology annotation, cellular component: nucleus; transcription regulator complex. Gene Ontology annotation, biological process: regulation of transcription by RNA polymerase II. Gene Ontology annotation, molecular function: DNA binding. Bases 1 to 681 code for a protein of 226 amino acids.